Messenger RNA from Mucor mucedo, 1578 nucleotides. RefSeq lists its product as uncharacterized. The coding region runs from base 1 to 1578 and encodes 525 amino acids. NCBI's taxonomy places the organism in Eukaryota, Fungi, Mucoromycota, Mucoromycetes, Mucorales, Mucoraceae. The transcript is spliced from 9 exons. The record is from RefSeq and is a predicted model, not a curated record. Gene Ontology annotation, molecular function: protein binding.
AUGAAAAAUAUUUUUUCCGCCACCGUAUUUCUGACCUUAACAGGCGUAAAUUACAUAUUCGGACAAGGUAUCCCAAGAUACGACUCUGCCUGUGGUCUACUUUCUAAUAAAAUAUAUUGCUUCGGUGGUAAGAUUACAAAAGAUGGAAACUUGGAUAAUUCGAUAAACGUACUCGAUAUUGUAGCUUACAGCGGUAGUACAGCUGAUGAAUUGAAGAAUAAAUGGCAAAAUAUAUCUUCAAAUAUGAAUGGUAACAACAUACAAUUUACGAGUCAUUCCCAGAAUGUAGUUCUUCCGGACGGAAAAAGCAUGCUUUUAUCUGGAGGAGAAGGUUUUAUUGACAACUCUUCGGCACCAAUAACACGUGUGUACGAUUCAGAAAGCAAUUCUUGGAGUAUUUACCCUGAAUACACAGAUCCAGAUUCUGGCAGAAGACGAAUAAUAUAUCGUGCAGCAUCAGUGCUUGUCCCAUAUCAGGGAAUAGGGUUUAUCGGAGGAUACGAAGUUCUUGUGAAUAGCAGUCAAACAUUAUCGAAAGCAGCGGAAAGCAACAACGUCAUGCACAUGGGCUACGACAGCCUCACUUUUUUGAAUCUAAAUAAGUCGGCAGAUCUCAGUUGGUUUGUUUAUGAACCUCAAUACCAUUUGACAAAAAAAAUCAGAGGGGAUAAGACUUCGAUUUUUGACAUUAAAAGUAAUCGAAUUUUUUUCUUUGGCGGCAAGUAUUAUAACAAAGGAUCAGAAACACAAUAUACGCUUAGAGAUUUUAAGGAUAUAGAAGUAUUUGAUAUGGCCAAUAAUAACUGGACCACACAAGUAACAUACGGGAAUGUUAAACCAAAUCCAAGAUUAGGGCACACAACUACUAUUGUUGGUCCUGAACAAAGAGAUGUUCUGCUAUUUGGAGGAGCGUGCGAAACACCAGAGUAUGACUCUUGCUCUGAUUAUGCAUUUAAUUUUAAUCUCGAUACUUUCGGUUGGAAACUACACGAUCAUCUCAGAUUAAAUCCAAUUAUGUUCCCAAAAAGAUAUAGUCAUUCAGCUAUUGCUGUAAACGACAAUACAGUAUUUAUUGUUUUCGGUUUAACAAGUCCGUAUGAAAUCACCGACACAAUAUUAAUAUUAAACACAACAACUCCAUCACAACUUACUUUAAUGGAAAACUACACUGACGUAAAUAACGUAAAUGUAUCUUCAAAAAAGCCAAGUACUGUGGCCAUCAUCGGUAUAAGUAUAGGCUCAAUUGUAGGGAUCUUUAUUAUAUUAGGUAUGAUUGUCUUAUGGUAUAGAAAAAAGAAAAAAAUCGAUGAAAAGAAAAGACAGCUAGAAAUCGAAGAACAUGAAAGACAGCAGCGAAUUGAUGAUCCUGCGAAUGAAGUAGAUUGGGAUGACCUUGACAAAAGAUACUUUGAAAUGUCUAGUACGAUAUAUCACAAAAAGUCGUACUCUCCUUUAUUAGCUAGCGAAGCAACCACUAGCUUAACGGCGAUACUGUCCCAACGCCCGGAUGCGGUUGAUAAAAACGACAUCACUACAUCAUCCAACUACACAGUGCAAAAACCUGAUGGUGGCGCUUAA